This is a messenger RNA of Gadus morhua (Atlantic cod), 2338 nucleotides long. It is a transcript of the gene taf1a, whose product is annotated as TATA box binding protein (TBP)-associated factor, RNA polymerase I, A. The record is from RefSeq and is a predicted model, not a curated record. Gene Ontology annotation, cellular component: RNA polymerase I transcription regulator complex. The transcript has 11 exons. NCBI's taxonomy places the organism in Eukaryota, Metazoa, Chordata, Actinopteri, Gadiformes, Gadidae. Bases 243 to 1721 code for a protein of 492 amino acids. Gene Ontology annotation, biological process: transcription by RNA polymerase I.
AUCGCCCCGCCCUAGGCCCCGUCGCUUUCCCUACUCUUACUUCCGGGUUGCAGCCCAGUAAACAUGCUGGGUGAUGCGUUCCUGCAGUGUGUACAUGGCGAUAUCAGAAUUGGAAUCUAAAGUAGCCAACUGAUGUAAAUGUGAUUUCUCAUUCAUGCGUCAAUCUUAAUGACACAUUUCAUUUUAACGGACUACAAUAUAAAGACGUUUACUAUUCGAGGAUCCUGAUCUAAACGAAGACGAUGGCCGACCUAGAAAUGCAGCCAAUAACAGAUGAUACCUCGGACGGAGAUAGGAACACGGUCUUGAACUAUCCAAAUGGAUCAAAUGAUAAAUCAAAGCUGCCUUUGGCUGAUUCCCCAUUUUAUGACCAUCGCAUUGAAAGUGGGUUUCAUCAGAGCACAAGGACCUGCUGUCUGAAAGUUAGAAACGCCAUGCUGCACAAUGAUUGGCACAAGGCAGGCCAGUACAUGGCCAGUUACUUUCAAGCAAUAGAGGACACAAACGUGUCUGUUGCCCAGCAGCACAUAGAGAUCAUUUGGAAAACAGGAACAGACAUUCUCCACCAUCUUCCGAAUGUAACGAUGGAGAACUACAACGACUUCUAUGAACAAAUGAAGCUCUUGGGACUCAAUAAUUACCUCUUGGUUAGCCUGGAGCACAGUUUUCACCUGAUGGUAAACGGGCAGCUUGAAAAGGCCAGGCAUCAGCUGUCGAUGGCUGAGACCUGGAGGCACGGCAGGCUGUCUGAGAGCCAGUCUCAGAGGGUCAAACUGGUGCAGGCCUACCGCAGCCUACUGGACUACUUCACCUGGUGCGACAAGAGGGAAAACUUCUCCACAGCGGCAGCUUUAAGUACUGAUGAAAUGGCCGCGCUGGACAUGGAGACCGUCUACAAGAAGUCCACUGUGAACUUGAAGGAGAUUUUGAAGAACCCAGGUGUAUGGGAUCCCUUCAUACUUUGCUACAUCGAGAUGCUGGAGCACUACCAGCAGCACGAUGAGAUUUCCAAGAUUCUGGAGGACUACGCCUACGACGAGUCCUUCCCUCCCAACCCCAACGCACACGUCUACCUGUACCGCCACCUGAAGAAGACCGGCGCUCCGGAGAAGAAGCUGAGGCGUGUUUUGAAGGUUCUGCAUGACCUGGUCCCAAGCCACGAGCUGAUGCCCGAGUACUUUACUCUCCUACUCCGGUCAGAAAAAGAGGAGGACCUUCGAAAGGCGUUAGACGUGUCUUUACUUAUGCUUGACUACGCCUGCUGGAAGAUCAACUUGGCCGCAUGGACGAGUUUGAAGGCCGCCAUCAUCAAACUGAAACAACAGAACGUGGACAACUGGAAGGACGUAGUUGGUGACAGCAUGGCGUCGAGGCGGGACUGGUGGCCGGCCUUUCACUUCACACACUUCCACGCCAAGGAGGACCUGACCACGGACCAGGCACUGCUGAAGGUCAAAGCCUGGGUGUGCAGGCUCCUGUUCCCAGCAAACAAGGUCUACAUCGUUGAAUGGCUAUCCCUGAAAAAAACCCUACCCCAGAAAGAGCCCCUACCCCAGAAAGAGCCCCUACCCCAGAUGGAGCCCCUACACCUGGAAAAGACCCUAAACCUGAAAAAGACCCUACCACUGAUAGAAACACUACCCCUGAAAAAAAAAACGAAUACUGAAAAAAAAAAAAAAAUCCUGAAAAAACACCAACAAACCUCUAAAGCGAUCCCUUAGAUUAAAGGAAUACUUCACCCAUUCAGAACCGGCGUUCUAUCAUUAUAAAAUCGCUAUUGUAAUGUAUAUCAAAAGAUUUUUUUCCCCUCAGUCUAACCCAGUCUUCCCCCUUGGCCCAGCUCUCCUGAUCUAAUUUUCUCCCGAGAUGACGUCCAAUGACGCGUUUGACGUCAUCUCGGGAGAACUUUGCCUGUUAGAAGGGCCAAGGACUACAAACCACCGCAAAUUUGUGAGCCCACCAAUAAAGAAUGAGGGGGAGGGGCGGGAGCUCGCAUACGAGAUGUAAACACAAUGUCCGCCAUGUUUCUUCACCGCUUAGCUAGAGAACAAAUUUGCAAUGUGAAAUAGCCAAAGUGGAUUUUGAAAAACCUAUGUUUGGAUUCGGGCAUUCAGGGCUAUUUGUACGAGCCAGAAUACAGCCAGGAAGAAUUGACACAAAUAGAGGAGUAGGCUGCUGCGGCUGCAGCUGAACAAGCCUUGCCUGUUGCCGAGGACGAGGACGAGGAGCCGGUGCGCGCCGGUUUGCUCUGUUCGCCGAUAGACACUAACGCAGAGUCCCUGUGCUGCAGCGAGUUUCAGCAAUGCCAGUUUCUUCUAGAAUAAAUGGCUGAAUCUGG